AUGGAGCAUCACCUCUGCAAGUUUGGUUUCAUGCCGAAUUACGAGAGGUGGUACGAGCAUGGGGAGUCUCAGAAGCAGGAGCCAUACAACCUAGUUGAUAGCUUUGCGGAACAUGAAGAUAGGAUGGAGGCAAUGAUGGAUGAUUUUGUCGAGCAGGUUGAGAAUACUGCUGAGGUCCCGGAAUAUUUUGGUCUUCUUGCGUUAUCAAAAGAACCAUUAUAUGGGGCCACUACUUUAUCACAACUUGCUGCUGUGACACGGUUAAUGGCUAUUAAGUCGAAGUACAACUUUUUGAAUAAUGAAAAUCUCAAGUACUGUUCAUUUUGUAAGAAGUGCAGAUACAAGAAGGUGGUUAACAAAGAUGGAAGUGUGCAGAUAACAAGUGUGUCCGUUAAGGUGUUACGGAUGUCAUUUGUGCACUCUUUGAAGGGAAAGAAGGAUGUCUCCUCAUCUUCAAGGAGUCAAGGAAAGAAGAAUGAUGGCUCCUCAUCUUCGCAAGAGGAGGUAGGUAGGGGUGCGGAGGAGGAAGGACAUGUUGCGAAUAUGGACGGCGAUGGAGAUGGAUGUGGAGAGGGAGAUGGGUGCGAGGACAGAGAAGGAUGCGAGGAGAGAGAUGGAGAUGCGGAGGAGGAGGCAGAGGAGGAGGAAGAUGAGGAUACUACUGCUCAACCUGUGUUCAGAAUGGUCACUGUUGGAGGUGUGCUUCAGCCUGCAUUGAAGUGGGAGCACUAUAAGCUGCAAUUAGAUGAUCAGGGCGUCACGACUGCAGCGAGGGUUUGGAAUGAGUUCUGGGAGAGGUAUCAUUUGCCGGAGGGGGAGAAGCAGUCUCUACAAGCUAGGGCUCGUUCUAUGUUUGACAAGGCAGCGAUGAAGGUGGUUAGGGACAUGAUGUCCAAUGCUCAGGCGACGAGGGACGCACUUGACAACAUCCCAAUAGGCAGAGUCGACUCUUACAAGAUAUUCAACAAGAUCGGUGCAGGAGCCUUCAGCAAUGUGUGGAAGGCGCGCCACCUCCAUACUGGCAAGAAGGUCGCCAUCAAGUCCAUACGCGCUAGUAGAAUGGCGCUUCUACGUGAGGCCGCUCUCAUGACGGCGUGUGCGGGAAACCCUGCCGUGGUGGAGUUGCAAGAGGUGGUGCGCGCCGUGGAGAUGGACAAGCUCUACCUCGUCAUGGAGUAUGCUGGGGCUAGCCUGGAUUCCAUCAUCAGUGCGCGCUACCAUGUCGCCCGGCCAUUCACAGAGGAUGAGAUGCGUCGCGUGAUGAGGCGGCUGUUGCGUGGCGUGAAGAUUAUGCACGAGCAUGGCAUUGUGCAUUGCGACCUUAAGCCACCAAAUGUUCUCGUCAACAAGGAGGAUGGCCGGGGUCGGAUCCUGAAGAUCUGUGACCUCGGCCUUGCUAGGUGGGUGACCUUGCCGCCCCCAGACACCUCAGGGCGUGUCCAUGGUACGCUCUGGUACAUGGCACCAGAGCAGCUCAUGGGAGACAUGGACUGCAGCGCGGCUGUGGACAUGUGGUCACUAGGAGGCAUCAUGGCGGAGCUCGUCACCGGGAAGCCGAUCUUCCAAGGCAACGAUGUGUUCAAGCAGUUGCACGAGAUCGUUCACCUCCUCGGGAUCCCUGAUGAGGUGUCGUUGAUGCCGCUAGGUGUGUCGGCCUCAAUGCCAAGCCAGCUACGAGACGCGGUGCCAGAGGAGCGACUCUCGGCGGCUGGCUUCGACGUCUUGCGUGGCUUGCUGAAUUUUGACCAGAGCGACAGGCUCACCGCGGCGGCAGCACUCCAGAUGCCGUGGUUCACAGUGAAGGAUGCCGAUGCUCCAUCACCGGCAAGGGCGUGA
Panicum hallii is the source of this 1836-nucleotide messenger RNA. RefSeq names its product cyclin-dependent kinase 16-like. The record is from RefSeq and is a predicted model, not a curated record. The coding region runs from base 1 to 1836 and encodes 611 amino acids. NCBI's taxonomy places the organism in Eukaryota, Viridiplantae, Streptophyta, Magnoliopsida, Poales, Poaceae. Gene Ontology annotation, cellular component: nucleus. Gene Ontology annotation, biological process: protein phosphorylation; regulation of mitotic cell cycle. Gene Ontology annotation, molecular function: ATP binding; cyclin-dependent protein serine/threonine kinase activity. The transcript is spliced from 7 exons.